Molecule: messenger RNA, 12040 nt
Organism: Linum trigynum
Lineage: Eukaryota; Viridiplantae; Streptophyta; Magnoliopsida; Malpighiales; Linaceae
Source: the annotation of a GenBank genome assembly
CAUGCCCGGCCAUGAGGGUGUGCUAAGCCUCCCUCUGGCACAGAGCCUCCAUUCUUAAGGGCCUCCACGUGGAUCUGUUAGUUAACUCAAUCGUAUAUUGUAGGUUGUAUUUGUAGUGUAUAAUUAAUUGAUUAUGAGUAUGAUAAUGAAUUUAAUUAUAUUAAUUAAUAUUAGUGCUAGCCAUUGGUUACUAUUCUCGUGUAUAUGUACACUAUACAAUUAUAUAUACACUAUGCAUAUCCUAUUUGUUUUAAAAAAGAUAAUAGAAGAAAAUUUUAAUGUAAUAGCUACGACAACAAUCGAAAUUAUCCCAUUGAGAAUACAAAAUUAGAGGCAUAAUAUAAAAUUUUAAUUUAAACAAUGCUAGAAAGAAACUACGUUUAAAAUAAUUACGAUAUAAUAUUUAAUUUAUUAUAAUUAAAAAUUAAUUUGGACCACGUCUCAAUUUUGAAACAGGGGCUCCACGAUUCAUUGGACGGCCCUAUACCAACCUACUAUGAUAGGGAUGCAAAUAUAGAGGUACCAAUCACGACUUGCCAGUUGCCAUAUUGUCAUUCCUGCUCAACUCCCAUUUUUUAUUCUUCCCCAAAUAAAAUGCAAGAACCAAUAAUUAAUUAUCGAUGAUUUCCAGCAGCAACAACAAUAAAAGAAAAAGUAGCUUACAUGGAUGGAAUUGAAGGGGGAUUAUACUCCCCUAAUUGAACAAUUUCAUAAUAGCCCCCCAUGAUUGUCUUCACAUGGUUUUCAACCCAAACUCCCACAUUUUUCAAUUGAUUUUAAUUUUAAUGGAGAAAAGGUACUUAAAAAAACAUACAAAAAAAUGGAACCCAAUUGCUUUUCCUCUCACUCCUUUAAAGUUAAAGUGCUUUGAAAGAAGAUUAACAAGAGAAGUGUUAUUUUAGAUUAAAUAUGAGAAGUUACUCCUUCACUUCUUUGAUCAAUAUGACGUAAUCACAUUGUCAAUCUUUUUUUUAUUUGACCGGACCGGUAUAUAUGUGUUUGCGACUAAUUCAGCCUCAUAAAUAUUCAAUAGAUUUACGGAUGCACUCAUUCAAAAUUACAUUCGAGGAUUAUUGGACUUUUUUAAAAAUAAUGAGAAUUUGUGAUAAUGAAACUAAAAAACGCAUCAUAAAAUCGCUCGAUCUUAUCAUUUAACAACUUAAUGAUGAUAUAUUAGCAACUGGUGUGGGGCUUUUUUUUUUUUUUUGUAAAAUUAUGAUGAAGAAAGAGAGAGGAAACCUAAAUCCUAGGUGGGUAGAAAGGCACGAGGUAUGAUUGGAUUAGGAGGCUCUUUUUUAGGUAUUGGGACCUUUUGCAUUCUCAUUUCUAGGCUCAAAAGGAUGGAACACCAACCAAAUUGGUCUCCACAUGGGGACAAUCCAUAUAUAAAAAUAUAACUAAGCCACCAAUAAUGUGAUGUAGUGAGUAGUGACAGUACUACAUAGAACAUUUUAUUGCUUUUUUUAAGGAUAAAAAACCCCAAUUACAAUAGUGUUAGUUUGAUCAACUUGUUGGGAUUGUCUUCACUAAAACCUUAAAAUGGAUGAGUGUAAUAAUGAAGAGGCAUCUCCUUAGUUCAAGGGAACUUGGUAGGGAAUUUCUACAGCAUGUGCCCCUCCAUCCACCACUGUUGCAAUAAUGAAUCAACAUAGUUCAUGCGUUCUCUUAUAAAUAAAGCUGAAAUCACACCGAAUCAAGCCAAAUAUCAGUUUGAUCUGUCUCUAAUGUAUAUUAUUUAUUAUUCUGAUAUGAUUUCAUCGCGAUUCAUUCUGCAAUUAUCUGAUCAUACUCAACCUAACUUAAUAUGCUCAAUUUUUUUUCCAUACUCCAUGGAAAUGAUCUUAAUCAAUAGUUGCAACCAUAAACCAGAAGUUUGUAUAUUUUUUAUUUUUAUUAUUCGUUUUUUCUGACACAUAUCAUUAAAGAUGCAUGAUAUCUUUUUUAAAAAAACCAUAGAGGUUAAAAAAACAAAUAAUUCCCAUCAGAAAACAUUUAAUCCAUCAUCACAACAUUUUUUUAUGGGUGUUUUGUUUUAACAAGGAGAAGUGGGUAAAAACACUGCAUGAUAUACUUAUAUCUUGAUUGAAAAUCCAACGCCAACAACUAGUCGACCAAAUCUACGUUACCAAUAGUUACUAACAAAGGCAAAUGUUAGCUAUCUCUUCAAACAAGUCACAAAAAUAAAAAUUAUGGGUAGCUCUUCAAAUGAACCAAGAGGUGAGCAUCAAUAUGAAAUCAGCACCUUCCUCCUCAAAAUCAAAUUUGUUUGCUAAUUAACUAAUUAAUUGUUUAGUGCCACAAUAAUAAUAUAAUAAUAAGAAUGAGUAGAGGGACAGGUGUCAACCAAUAAAGGCAUGUAUAAGAAAUUUGACGAUAUUGCAUAAUUGUGCACAUAGACAGGCAGACACUCACACAACGUUACUGUGAUUGGUUUGUCCUUUUGCUGGUCUCAUGUUGGUAGUGAGAAAAAGGAAAGGAAAAAAGCUACGAAGGAGGAGGGUUUCUUAAACCUUAAAAUUUAUGUUUAUAUUGUCCAAAAAGCCCACUAAUCUCGAAAUUAAUAAUUAAUUAGUCAAAUCGAUUUUUCUUGAUUACUUUGUACACCGGCCGCGGGAUCGGUUAGCUUGCUAACCCCUUUAAGGGUUGGAAAAAUGAUACCCCUAUUAAUUAUAGUUAUUUUUUUGUAUUAAAUUCGUGUUGUAUUUAAUAAUAUUUGGGAAUUAAAAAAUUAUAUUAAUUACAUUCCUUUUUUUAACUUGUACAUUGAACUCAUAUUAAUUACAUUCCUUUUUUUAACUACCGUUGCACUGAUACAACUACCAUUGCACAUGUACACUAACACUGGUACAACUACCAUUUCACUGAAAAAAGGAGUUUUUAAUUAAGACAGAUUAUUAAAUGCAACACAAAUUAAUUACCUCAAAAACCUAUAAUUAAUAUGAGGUAUAGUUUUUCCAACCCAUUUAGGGGUAGUCAUGCUAUCUCACCCCGCCGGCCGAUAUGGACUCCGAUGUCUCCUGUCAUUUGAUCCUUCCAACUCUCUUUGGUUGCCUAUGAAAUUUUUUAAAUGGGAAAAUAGUUAGGUAAUUUAGUUACAGUAAAUUUUAGCAAUUUUAAUUAAUUUUCCGCCCUGAUUUAACAUUUCAGUUCACUCACACGGGACUGAAAUCAAUUGAUCAACUCACAAACAUAAAUCAAUUGAUCAGAUGCAUCACAGACCAAACUGGUAGGAGUUCAGGUACUACUUGUCACAAUUUUUUUUAUUUGUAAAAGUUAAAGAAAGUGAUCGCAAUUUCUUAUUUCAUAUAGCAUGAUUUUUUUAGAUACAAUAUCUGAUUUGAUAGACAAAAUUAAUCUUGAUUAAGAAUAACAGGUAGGAUGCAAUUCUUCUCACAAUUUGUGAUAAUAAAAAGACUGCAUCGUUCAAGUAUAUACUUAUGUUUUAUACAAUAUCGUUAAUACAUAUCAUUAUAGGUUAACAUACCCAACCAAUUUUCUCAUUUAAUUUUAAUAGCUGUUAUUCUCGUCUGACCUCAAGAAAUACCUUAUUAUGUCUUCGAUUGGCAUAAAUCAAGUAUUUAGGCAAUGCAAAUAAUACUAUUUAAACAAAAGCGGACUUCCAUUAGGUAAUUUGUCGUUGCAUUUAGAAAUUUGGUUAACUACCCCUCAGUUAAAAUAUGCCAGUUUAAAUAGGAUCAACUCACAUAUGAUUAUGGCAUGGUUUUUGUUGUUUCUAUUAAUUGCUUAUUAUUGUUGUGUUUAAAUAAUAAUUUGUAUUUUUAUAGGAUACUGCCCUGGGGAGGAAACUUUUAUCCCAAAAAGUAUUUAAUUAGCUCUAUAACACACAUACUCAUCCAAAUCAAUAUACAACUAUACAAUAUACAUACAAGAGCUCCAAAAUUAAAAACUUGUCCAUUGACUCUGUGAAAUUAAUUCCAUGGGACUCAAUAUAACUCAAUUUAUAAAACUGGCUAGUCCAGCCCCUGUUUCCUCCUCUACCCUGUCUAGUAGUUUGGGUUGGCUCAAAUCAAUCAACAAAGAAUUCUUUUAUAAUUGUAUUUUGGUAUUCAAAUUUAUUUUUUAACAGCCAAGUACCUAAAAAAAUUCACAAUAAUUUUAUUUGUGGUUAGCUUACAUUUUAGUACAUUUGUAUUUUUGCUUUGCAUUAUAGUACCCGAACUUUUAAAACUUUAUAAACAGGUAUGAUAUGUUGAUAUGAGAAAUUUCACAUCACUAGUUGCUACUAGCUAUAGAUCACAUUGCCAAAAAAGUGAUUUGACCCUAAAUUGAACUUGUAAACAAACUUGGCCAGAACGACUCCUCAUGGUCAGAUCGGUCGGAUCAGCAGAUAUCCAGGGCCAGACUUACGACGGCCCUACUCUCGAGUCUUAAGUGUUUCUAGUCAGAAUGCUAUAGGAUUUGGCUCAACAUAGUGCAUCUGCACUAGUAAGAGGGGUGUGAGUUCAUGAACAUGAUCAACUUUCCAUAUUGAAACUAGAGUUAGAGAACAAGGUGACCCACCUACAAACCUGUAAUACCAAGUGAGAGAUUCCAUACAAAAACGAUAAAGUUUAUGUCACGCUACUCGUAAGUACAUGAGAAUCCUUGGUUUGAGUGCUACUCUUCUGACAACUCGAGUGAAUAUAUACUGGUUUGACAUUCGUUAUGCAUGAAGCGAGAGAUGCAGGGACUUGAUAACAAUCUUUACGCAUGGUUCUGCCUCGUUGUUAACAUGCAUGGUGUUCAUGGUGAGUUUUGAAGGGAGAUCAUUGUUUAAACUUUACAUGUCACACUUAAAAAUGUCCAAAAGCUAUAAAUUUGGAUUUAGGAUGAGGUAUGUAACCUUCUCUUAGCACAACAUAUGUCUAAUUAAGUACCCUACGAGAUCCUUUAUUUUCUACACUUUGAUCGUUUGGGUUGAGGAUUCGAUGAUGAUUUAUAUAAAUAUAUAGGAUGGUAGUGGUCAUGGAAGGACAUCUUUGGUGGAUUAUCUUGGAGGGGGAAUUGUUGCCCUUAAAUGGUGUUGAAGUGGUGGAAACAAGGAAUGUAAAUAAUUCAAUAAAAUAUAAUUUAAAGUUGGGAUUUUUAAAAUUCAAGUAUUUUUCCUUUUACUUUUUAGAUGUUCUUCCACGAAAUAGAUUAAAAGGUGAGAAAGAGAUUGUAUAUCUUUUACUGAAAUUGCAAGUUGAUGGUGCAUAUAUAUUUUAAUUGAUCACCUUUACUAGCUUAUAUUGCUUUCAUUAAGCCUAUAAUUUGGAAGGGAAUUGGAAUGAUGUCUGCUUAAGAAAAUUUGUCUUUUAAGUAGAAACCAAACCAUCAAUACUGACUCCCAACAAGUGGGUCAAUGGAAGAAACAAAUGAAUUUCUAAAUUCAGGUUUGAAUAGGUAUGGUUUAGUGUUCCAUAAAAAAUAAUUGUAUUAGUGUGAAGACAUCCAAAAUCCAAUGCCCCCAAUAAUUCAAUAAACACCUCACUUACAUAAUCUAAAAUCCCCCACUCAUUCUCUUAUUAACUUUUUAGUCUUCACAUACUUGAUUGUGAGAUGUUCAAUUAUAAAUCAUAUACAACUUAUUAAUAUCAUCAACAUCAAUUCAACGACAUGUGAUCACAAUUUUGCAACCAAGCUCUUAUUACUUUUAUUGCACUCACAUCAGCGCAAUUCACUUGCGAUUGCAUAUAUGAUAGGCCCAAAUGAUAUGAUUAUAAAAAAAUAAAUAUACAAAAAUAAAUUAUUAUUUUUAUUUUCCAGUGUGUCGUUCAUUUUUUGCAAAUGCUCGUUACAUUGAUGCAAUCCCCCUUUGCAACUUGCAUACAAAGUGCUCUGUAAGAUUUGCAAUCGGACAAAAUAACAUUGAUGUGUAUACGCUUGAAGUUUGCCAAAGUUCGAAUACCAUUUACUUAACGAAUGAGGUUCAAAUAAAAAGACCGUUCGACCACAAUUGAUUCCUCUCAUGUCAAUAACCAAUUGAUCUCAAUAACUCGAGUUGUUGAGUCUCGAGAAACGUUCCAUUCCGAGUCAUAUACAAAUACUAACUAAGUAAUGAUAUAAUCUUUUAGUUUUCCUAAGCUUAGACAAAUACGCUAUACAUUAUUGGGGAAAAUCCCGUUUUCCGUGCUUCGGUUCUUUCUUCACUUUCUUUCCUCCGUCCCGUCCAUGAAUUCUGCCGGGGUAAACUUGGGCCAACCCUGUUGCCUGCUCCCAAGCAGACAACGAUAGAGACGGCAACUAACGGUGACGGCAAACCCAACCCUUUAAUAAUAACAAAUAAAAUAAAAUAAAAAAUUCGAAAGCCCUCCUCCGUUUACUCUCCACACGCAUUCCCAUGCCUCCGUACCACCCAACCAAAUUUCUUUCCCCCUUUUUUUUAAAUUACCCGCCAGCCGUCAUCUAACGUCCUCUAACUCCGUCGGCUUCCUCUGCGUUGCGUCCUACCUUCCCUACCCUUUCCGUUUUCCCCACACCGCCGUCACCGUCAUCGUGACCCUUAACCCUCGACCCUUAACCAUGGUCCGGUCAACGGACCAAGAGAGAGAGAACGGUGUUACAGUUAAAGAGGGCAAAUGAAAAGUCGCGUUAAUAUAAGAGGCGCGCGAAGCGGUUUUUCUGGGGAUUCCUUCUAGUAACGGCGUUUCGAUUCUUUCUAGAGAGAGAAAGAGAGAGAGAGCAGCAAAGAAGACGACGACCUAAAAGCCUGCUUGCUUGCUGCUUCUUCACAGGGGGGAAAAUAAGAAUUGGGAAGAGUGGUUUUCAGAGGCAGGUGGGUAAGCGGUUUUGUAACCGUUUUAGCGGUUUUGAGAGAUAGGGUCUCUUUUUUUUUUUCUUCUUUCGUCUCUAUUAUCUUUUGUCUGGGUUGGAUCUGUUCAAUUGAUCAGUUACAGUUUGGAAAAAAGGGGCGGUGUGCUGAAAGGCGUGUGGGGGGGAUUGGGUAGUGGGAAAGGUCGAAGCUUUUAUUAUCAGCUUCGUUUGAGCUCGUAAUUAAGCGAACCCAAUACGUUUUGCAGUUACUGGAGGUGGUGUUAUUGAGGGAAUUGAAGUGGGUUUGCCUUAAAAGUGGGAAAUUUCGUCCUUUCCUUCUCGUUAUCGGCUUUUCUGGGAAGGGGUUUUUCAUUUUCCCUGCUCUGCUCUGCUGCGCUCUUUGAGUCGGUGGAUUUUUUCUGCAUCUUCGUGGGGAAAGAGCUAAAUGAUGGCGGCGACUCGCGGCGGGUCUAUCCCGCAGGUCAACAAUGAAGGAGGAGGAAGAGAUGAUCUGUACAAAGAGCUUUGGAAAUUAUGCGCCGGUCCGGUGGUGGAGGUUCCUCAAGCUGAUGAAAGGGUUUACUAUUUCCCGCAGGGUCACAUGGAACAGCUGGAGGCAUCAACAAACCAGGAAUUGAAUCAAAGGGCUCCUCUGUUUAAUUUGCCGUCCAAGAUUCUCUGUCGGGUCAUUAACAUCAACCUCCUGGCUGAGCAAGAGACUGACGAAGUUUAUGCACAAAUUACUUUAAUACCUGAAGUGGAUCAAAGCGAACAGAAUAGCCGAGAUCUAGCCCCAGCAGAGACUCCAAGGCCUUCAGUUCAUUCAUUUUGUAAGGUCUUGACUGCAUCAGAUACAAGCACUCACGGCGGAUUCUCUGUUCUGCGCAAGCAUGCAACUGAAUGCCUCCCUCCUUUGGACAUGGCUCAGCAAACACCAACUCAGGAAUUGGUUGCUAAGGAUCUUCAUGGUUAUGAAUGGAGGUUCAAGCAUAUCUUCCGAGGUCAGCCUAGGAGGCACUUGCUAACAACAGGUUGGAGUACGUUUGUGACUUCCAAGAGAUUAGUUGCUGGAGAUUCUUUUGUUUUCCUCAGGGGCGAGAGUGGGGAGCUUCGAGUGGGAGUGAGGCGGGUUGCUCGGCAGCAGAGCAGCAUGCCUACAUCUGUGAUUUCCAGCCAGAGCAUGCACCUUGGAGUGCUGGCAACAGCUUCUCAUGCUGUUGCAACUCAAACUAUGUUUGUGGUAUACUAUAAGCCAAGGACGAGCCAAUUCAUCAUUGGCCGGAACAAGUACUUGGAAGCGGUGGAAAAUAAGUUUGCAGUUGGGAAGAGGUUUAAGAUGAGGUUUGAAGGUGAAGAUUCCCCCGAGCGAAGGUUCUCAGGCACAAUUGUUGGUGUUGAAGAUUUCUCUGCCCAUUGGGCUGAAUCCAAAUGGCGAAGUUUGAAGGUUCAGUGGGAUGAACCUGCUUCCAUUCCAAGGCCGGAUAAGGUUUCUCCAUGGGAGAUAGAACCUUUCUUGGCUUCUUCUGUUCCAACUAGCCUCCCUCAGCCAGUGCCAAUGAAAAACAAAAGGCCACGUCCCCCAAAUGAAAUUCCAGCUCUAGAUGUGUCUUCAACUGCCUCACAUUGGAAUUCUGGCUUGACUGAAAUGACACAAAUGAGCGUUACUGGCGAGAGCAAGCGAAAUGAGAAUAUGAUGAUGUGGCAGCAGCAUAAGCAGCAGCCAGAUAUUAACAGCCAUGGGAGCUGUACAGAUUGGCUGUCUCCACGCAUGAACAACGUCUCAUCUCAGCAUAAAUUUCAGGAUGCUGCAACUGACGAUAGCAAGAGCGUCUCAAAUUGGCCCGUUUCCUUCUCAUCACCUCCUCAAUCAACGAAACUGAAAGGCGGCGACCCACCAGCAGUCGAGCAGCCAGUUGAUAAGGUAGGGAGGAAACCUGAGGCAGCAGCAGCAGCAGCAGCAGCAACGACUACUACCUACAGAUUGUUCGGUAUCGAGCUCGUGAACAGUCCAAUGAGCACGCCUACUGCUGACAAGUCCACUGAGGUGCAGCAUGCACGUAGCAUCCUCUCGCAGUCUGAUGCUGAACAGAAAUCGGACUCUCCUAAUAAGGAAAAGGCCACUGAGCAAUCACAAGUGUCCCCCAAGGAUAAUACUCAGAGCAGACAAAGUUGUUCAAUGUCCACUAGAAGUCGCACCAAGGUUCAAAUGCAAGGAGUAGCUGUUGGAAGAGCGGUGGACUUGACAACGAUGAAAGGUUAUCCACAGCUCAUAAGCGAGCUGGAGAGUUUGUUUGACCUCACUGGACAGCUUCAGACUCGGGAUACGUGGGAAAUCGUCUACACCGACGAUGAAGGAGACAUGAUGCUUGUUGGAGAUGAUCCAUGGCCUGAAUUCUGCAACAUGGUGCGGAGAAUCUUCAUAUGUUUGAGUCAGGAUGUGAAGAAGAUGACACCAGGUAGCAAACUUCCGAUGUUCCCCGUAGAAGCUGAAGGUGGAGUAAGCUCAGACUCUGCCAUUGUCGAAAACUCCAAUUAACAGUUGGAGAAGGGUCGUGUCUUUUCUCUUUUCUUUCUUGUCUCUCUGUCUCUUCUUCUUCUUCUUCUUCUUCUUCUGGCCUUGUGUUUGAAUGUGUUUGCUGUGUGUUGUUAUUGGUACGGGUUUUGUUUCAAUUUUCUUCUUCUUCUUCUGCUUCUCCAUCUUCUUCCAUUUUGGGUGUGGCUUGCAUGGAUGUUUGAAGUUGGAAAAGAGGAAAGAGAGAGGGAGGGAGGGAGAGAAGCUUUUGCUAUACUAAUUUUAAGCAGCUCGGCUUUUUAGAGCUAGUAACUAUCAAAAGAAGAGGGAAGGAGAUUGACUUGCAGCGAGACUGGAGUAGUCGUUUGGACUUUGGUGUAAAAAAAAAGACGAAGUUUAGGUGGCUUAAGUUAAGAUUAAGUCUGUAAAUCUUUUGUUUAGUGUGGUAGGUAUUGAGGGGCAGAGGGGGUAUUAAUGUGAUCACCUCACAAUCUCAGUCAUCAAUCCUUUUGUUAAUGGCUUCUAUUCUAUGUAUAUAAAGUAUUGACAAAGACUAUUAUUAAUGCAAUCCUUGAUUCGGGAUUCCUAGUCUUUUUUUAGUGAGUAAAUGUCCUCCAUUUUUCAGUUUGGUCCUAUAUGUUUGAAUUUUGUAUAGAUUUGGUUUGUCUCUGUUUUGCUCGGCUCGUGAAUGUUUUGAAUACAAACUCGAUCACGAGAGGCAUGGUAUAUCAUACAAUCUAGUUUCACUCACGCUCAAUGUUUUGGUGUGCAAAUUGUCGUUUGAAGACCAUCAAGGUCACCCUUUGAAUGUUCACGGGGUUAUAAGGUCUUAAUAACGUGCGAAAAGCAGAGCCGCAUUGUGUGUUCCACAAAUACAUGCUCGUCCUUCAAGUCACGUCUAAGAUCAUCUAGACUGUCCGAAACCUUUCCCUCUCCUCUAUCCAAUAUGGUUUGCGUGCUCAAUGUAUCGACAUGAUUCACGUUGUACCGAGUUCACGUACAUCCAACAAUCGCGUGGAUCGUGCAAACUCAACCCACACAUAAAGCAUGGUGGCCCGUGACCAAAAUUUCCCUCUUGGAAUCCGCAUCGUUCAGUCCUACAAGAAAAAAUGAGGAAGUAAAUGAUAUGAAAGCAGCUUGUAAGAGGUGUGGGGGAGAUGAGGAAAUGGACGACAAGUCUGGGAGGUUGAGUUGGACCAUCUCUGGCUGUGGCCUGUGGCUGUGGGAGGAUGAUGAUGAUGAUGACAACAAUUGAAAUUGAUCAUUUGACAAAGACAAGACGUAGCAGCCACUACUCCAACCUCCAGCAGCCCAGUGACUCAGUGAGUGUAGAAAAGCAGAAAGGAGGAGGUGGAUGGUAUUGGUAGCAAUGGCAAUGCCAGGCAAAUAAGUAAUAGUAAAACUGCUAUAUAAUUGACCUUUCUCCUUCCUUGGCUUGCCAACAUCCACACAUUUCCUCCUCCAAUAAUUCACCUGCACAACUACACCAACAACAACGGGAAGUUGUAACUGAAAAGUCAAAGAUUGUAAAAUCGUAUCGGAGGAAGUUGUAACUGGAAAGUCAGUGUAGGAUAUUUCAUGCGGAACUCGUGGUUUAAUUAUGAUUCAGCCGUUUCAUACGCGGCUAAAUACCGUAAAAGUGUUUUUCCUGGUCGAACCGCCGCUACGUUAACGGUUUCUCAAUUUUUGGUUUGUAUCCGAACGUUUAUUAUGACGUUUUUUUGUUGUCAUUAUUUCACUCAAGAAGAGAGGGAAGCCUGUAUACAACGCGUUCAGUUACAUGUUUGCACACAGCUUAUACCUGGAGUCGAACCCCUGAAACAACCAGGGUGUGACGAAAAUAAUUCAUCAAAGCCCAACAUCUUGGAGGAGGGGCUAUGUUGGAACAAGAAGUUCACUUCUUUUUCUCUUAUUUCGAGCCACUAUUUCGUGUCUUUUUACUAUUUAGAGUUUUAAUAUAGUUGCUCAUAUAGUGAUGAUAUUUUUUUUUUUUCCUAUUCAUAGUUCAAUUAUAUACGAGCUACUAUGUUUGGUCAGAUUCAGUCUUGUGUUUGAAUCUAUAUACUACAUCCUUAUUGACUUGGUAAAAAAAAAAAAAGCCCAACAUCAAGGCCUCUAGGAGGGACGGAGCUAAUUCAUAGCCCAACAGUCAAAGCCAUUUGCGCCAGGAAAGGCCCGUUCCGAACUGGUGAGAGGGACAUAGACAUAGAGAUCGCCGACGGGCCGAUCAACAUCGGACGGACAGUUUCACCGAAUAAAGAAGAUGUGAGCUACAGCAAAAAUAUAUAUCAGACCGUUAGAAAAACCGUGGUCCAAACCGUACUGUACAGAUUGGUCCGGACCGUAGACCGUUAAGUAUGGUCUGGUCUGGUCCAUGGUUUGUAUUAUUUUAUGUUUUGAUCUUUUGGUCUGGUCAGAUCUAGACCGCGGUUUACCGGACCAAAUCGUGGAUCCAACCGACUUGUCAAUACGUGUUAACAGCCAAUUCGAGCACUCUCCCAACUCCCACAACGACACCCAAGUCUCAACCUUAGUUUGUGAAUCUCGUCCCUCCUUCAUUCACAACCACAUUUAACCAAAUGUAGAGAUAAUCGUGUCUCCAUAUGACAUUAUGUUGAUGUUUAUGACGUUAUGUUAAUGCUUUUACUUUGUAUCUUUGUUAUGUACUAAGAUUUAGGUAUCAAAAUUAUUCAUGCAUGUUAGGAUUAAUGUUUUAAGGCAAAUAACAAUUAUUUUUCUUGGUUAUUGGUUCAAUUUUUUGUGUGGUUGACUAAACAAAUUAUUCAUUUUUCG